GCCGAGCAGGGGCCGGCACAGGGCGCAGCCCCGGCGGCACCUCCCAGCACAAGUGCAAAGCGGCUCCCCGGGGCUGCAUUGGCCCCUGCGCUCCUCGCCUCUUACCUCCCCGCUCCCGGGACGGUCUUUUGGGCGGGAGGGGGAUACCUUUCCUUAGCAAAGUCCCGUCCCUCGCCAGGGAAACUUUCUACGUGCCUGUGCUGAGAAGCAACUAGUUGCAGUCGCUGAAGUGCGAGGAGUGUUUGGCUUCUCCCCUACCAGCCUCCUCCUCCAUCUACCUCCACCCCCCCCGAAGUCUCCCCUCCCGUUUUGCUCCUAGUUGCGCUUUAUUUGUGUGUGGAGAAAGGGGGGGGACUUGCAGAGGGGAUGUCCUGUUUUUGCCAGAGGAACAGUGCAAAAGGGGAACCUCGGCUCGGAGAAGUGACGAGAAUAAAUAAAUAAGGAGCUGCCCUAGAAUAACGGUAGCGGCAUAUCCCGGCAGCGACAAGAUUACUGAGCUGUAGAUUGAAGGGAAGAUAAUUUUGCUUGUGGAGGAAACGAAAGGUGAACAACCUCCAUGGAAGACUCUCCGGAUCUAAGUGAACAGUCAGUAAAGAAACCGUGUACAGAGUCAGAUGGUUCAGAGCCACAGAACCCCAGGUCUAUGGAAAUGCAAGAUCUAGCCAGUCCUCAUAAUCUUGUUGGAAGUAGUGAUGCACCGGGUAGUUCCAAACUGGAUAAACCUAAUCUCAGUAGCACAUCAGUUACAACAAAUGGAACAGGAGUCAAAACAGAACCCAUGAACAGCAGUGAAACAACAACAACAACUGGAGAUGGAUCGCUUGACACUUUUACUGGGUCAGUGAUAACAAGUAGUGGCUACAGCCCAAGAUCAGCACACCAGUACUCUCCGCAGAUAUAUCCCUCCAAGCCCUAUCCACACAUUCUUUCUACACCAGCAGCUCAAACAAUGUCUGCCUAUGCCGGACAAACCCAGUAUUCAGGAAUGCAGCAACCAGCGGUCUAUACAGCCUACUCACAGACAGGACAGCCCUACAGCUUACCCACUUACGGCAUCAAGACGGAAAGUGGGCUCUCGCAGACCCAGUCACCACUGCAGAGCGGGUGCCUCAGUUACAGCCCAGGGUUUUCCACCCCACAGCCAGGCCAAACACCCUACUCUUACCAGAUGCCAGGUUCUAGUUUUACACCAUCAUCCACUAUUUAUGCAAACAAUUCUGUUUCAAAUUCUACAAACUUCAGUAAUUCACAACAGGAUUAUCCAUCAUACACAGCUUUUGGCCAAAAUCAAUAUGCACAGUAUUACUCAGCAUCAACAUAUGGUGCAUAUAUGACCUCAAACAACACGGCUGAUGGCACUUCAUCAUCAUCAUCAACCUACCAGUUACAGGACUCGCUCCCUGGCCUGACUAGUCAACCAGGUACAGAUCUACAUUCAGGGGAGUUUGACACAGUGCAGAGCCCCUCCACGCCAAUCAAAGAUCUUGAUGAGAGAACAUGUAGGAGUUCUGGGUCAAAGUCUCGGGGUAGAGGGCGGAAGAAUAAUCCAUCACCCCCUCCGGACAGUGACUUGGAGCGUGUAUUUGUUUGGGAUUUGGAUGAAACAAUCAUAGUUUUUCAUUCGCUGCUCACAGGAUCAUAUGCACAGAAAUAUGGCAAGGAUCCACCAAUGGCAGUGACCCUUGGACUGCGAAUGGAAGAAAUGAUUUUUAAUCUUGCUGACACACAUUUAUUUUUUAAUGAUUUAGAGGAAUGCGAUCAAGUUCAUAUAGAUGAUGUUUCUUCUGAUGAUAAUGGACAAGACCUAAGUACCUACAGUUUUGCAACUGAUGGCUUCCAUGCAGCUGCAAGUAGUGCAAACCUUUGUCUGCCAACAGGUGUAAGAGGAGGGGUUGACUGGAUGAGGAAGCUGGCUUUCCGUUACAGAAGAGUAAAAGAGUUGUAUAAUACUUACAAGAACAACAUAGGAGGCCUCCUAGGUCCUGCUAAAAGAGAUGCAUGGUUGCAAUUAAGAGCAGAGAUUGAAGCUCUGACAGACUCCUGGCUAACAAAUGCACUUAAAUCAUUAUCAAUUAUCAGCACAAGGAGUAACUGUGUAAACGUACUGGUAACAACAACCCAGCUUAUCCCAGCACUUGCAAAAGUUCUGCUAUACAGCCUAGGAGGAGCUUUUCCUAUUGAAAAUAUUUACAGUGCAACCAAAAUAGGAAAAGAAAGUUGCUUUGAACGAAUAAUGCAAAGGUUUGGCAGAAAAGUAGUAUAUGUUGUAAUUGGGGAUGGUGUAGAAGAAGAACAGGCAGCAAAAAAGCACAACAUGCCUUUCUGGAGGAUAUCCAGUCAUUCGGACCUCUUGGCUCUCCAUCAAGCACUGGAACUAGAGUAUUUGUAACUGUGUUCUAAAGUUGGCGACCCUUUUUUUUUUAUAUAUAUAUAUAUUUCAAGUACACUGAAUUUUUAUGUGUGAUUCAAUGCCUCUGGCUUUACACAUAUGAAUUGUCUUAAGAAGGGAAGAAAUAUUUGGAAUUAAAAAUUCCAAAUUGAAGAAUUCAGAUUGCUGAAUGGAGUUAAAACAUUAGUGCUACGUAAGGAAGCUCUAUGGUCUUAUAUAUGCAACGUUUUUAAAUGAAUUAAAACUGUGGAGGUUGCUGGUACACACCAAGUGAGCCCUGACAGGAGUGAACAAAGGACUCGAACUGGCAAAGCACCAACAUGCAUUUCCCAGCCGACAAGGUGGUGUUCAACAACAUUCCUCAAAAUGGGAUAUAUUCUCAGCACUGAGGUUUGAACCAGACUUUAGCCUACCUAACCCAGAAAAUCUGAAUUGGAAUGCACUCAGACUGUAUAAUGACAAUCCUGUCUAGACCUGUAAUUUGUGUAAAUUAUUGAUGAAAAUAAUUUACUGUGACUUUAUUAGCAGCUGAUUUUGGAAGUGGAUGCAAUUUUUCUUUCUUUUGUGAGGGGCUAGGGAGGGGGAGGGUUAUAUAAUAUUGUCUCUUUUAUAAGUUUGGCAAACAGAAUGUGCAUAAUGAUGUGUUGUGCCUUAAAGAGAAGACUGUGUUUGUGUGUUAUAAUGUAAUUUUGGUUAAAAACUAUGUAGAUAAGCAAAAAAAAAAACAACAAAAAAAAAACCUUUGUGAUAAUUUUUGACAUGACCAAAUUUGAAAUUCAAAGAAAUCAAAGAUCAGGGCUGCACCAAAGCAUUUAAGUAUUUGUUGCAGGAAGAAAAAAUAAUAAAGGAAAGUUUGUGUUUUUA
This is a messenger RNA of Columba livia (rock pigeon), 3253 nucleotides long. RefSeq names its product EYA transcriptional coactivator and phosphatase 4 (gene EYA4). Gene Ontology annotation, cellular component: nucleus. The transcript has 19 exons. Bases 557 to 2389 code for a protein of 610 amino acids. The record is from RefSeq and is a predicted model, not a curated record. Gene Ontology annotation, molecular function: protein tyrosine phosphatase activity. Gene Ontology annotation, biological process: cell differentiation; negative regulation of extrinsic apoptotic signaling pathway in absence of ligand; multicellular organism development. NCBI's taxonomy places the organism in Eukaryota, Metazoa, Chordata, Aves, Columbiformes, Columbidae.